UUUUACUUGUUUGUUGUUUUUGGAUACUAAGAAAAACACACUAUAUAAGCUGAUACCAUCUAAAAACUGAUACAAAAUAUAAUGAUCUGUUCGUCAAUUUCGGUUCUACACGAGUUGUCUGACCAGGCAUAUGCGUUACCAGUGUCCAAUAUUAUAUUUUUCAUAAACAUAGUUGCAGAUUACUUUUUGGUUCAGUACGGUAAGUGAGCAAUUUUUUCAGAAGAAUGACUGUUAACAGGCAAAUAAUUUAAGUUCACAAACGACCUGUUGACUACGCAACAUGUAUUGUAUUUUUUUCAAAUAUAAUGUGUUAAUUCUCAGUGAGGAAAGGGCCCUCAGUUGGAAGAAAAGACCCCUGCCCAUCAUCAGCCCCGAAUUUUCGUAAUAAAACAAAUUUAAAAAUACAGUAUAUUUUGGGCAUAAUACUGUACGUGCUAACACGUUUCAUGAGCUUCAAAUUCCUCAAAAUUGCCUAGAUUAUAGUCAUCGAUAAGAGAUUAAUUAUUGUUUACAGAUGAAGUGUGAGGUGGACAUAUAGUCAUAUGCACUUACAACAUACUUUUGAUACACUGAUAUUUUUAAUAUUAAAAUACAAAAAAUAUUAAUUCGUAACCUCUCUUAGAAAAAGUUAAAUUUGUAAUUUAGUAAGUUUUUGAGCAUCCAUGAAAACUGACAAUUCAUCUCGCUUGUUUUCCAGAUUCCAUUCAGGUUUGAAUCAUUUCUCAGAAGCAUGAGUGGAAGUACACUAGAAUAUAUGAUGGCAACUGUCAGCAUAAUUUUAUUAAUAAUAUACACGGCUUUGGGCACUUUUGGAAAUAGCAUGACGCUGAUUGUGGUGUGGCGCAUCCCAACUCUCUCAACCCCAAUCAACUUUUUCAUCAUCAAUCUUGCUAUCGCUGAUCUUAUAAUUUCUAUAAUCGUCAACCCACUUUAUAUCAUCACAAUUAUUUAUAACAAAUGGCCGUUUGGUGGCAUGCUGUGCAAUGUUGUUAGGUUCUUGACAAUAUGGAGUUGUGUUUGUUCCGCGCUAAACUUGGCUGCUAUUGCAUACAACCGGUACGUAUGUAUACUGAAACCAUCUCGCUAUACAGAGAUCUUUACCAAGAAAAGAACCCUCUGGAUGUGUUUCGCAGUGUGGGGAUUUGCUUUUCUCCCGGUUCUAGUCCCUGCCAUUGCGAUUGGCAGUCGAGGUUACAACGACCAGUCCACAUCGUGCAGUGCUAAUAGGUCAGAUGAUGCAGAUUAUUGGAAAUACUUCACCACAGUGUUGUUAAUUAUUGUUAUUAUUAUUGCGUCGAUAAUUGUUUUCUGCUACGUAAAAAUUAUCCGUAAGGUGAGUGCCAGUAUGAAAACAACAAGAUCUAGUAAGCUACAGAGGGGGGAUACAGGCAGGGUUUCGGCAAAACUACUAAAUAAUAGGAAAAAGGAAUACAACCUUGCCAAAAACAUAAUGGUCGUCUCCACAACGUUCAUGAUCUGCUGGGCACCGAUGUGCUUCGUAUCAAUUGCUAGGGUCAGCGGUGCCAUCAUUCCACAACAGCUUUGGCAAGUCACGGUAUUGCUAAUUCUUUUGAAUUCAGCGAUCAAUCCAAUAAUUUAUGCGUGGAGAAAUAAAUAUUUUAGAAAAGCAUACCUUCAAACCCUAUGUAAACGAACUACCACUGCAAAUGUACAAACGUAA
Molecule: messenger RNA, 1681 nt
Organism: Anneissia japonica
Lineage: Eukaryota; Metazoa; Echinodermata; Crinoidea; Comatulida; Comatulidae
Product: melatonin receptor type 1A-like
Exons: 1
Coding region: 731-1681 (316 amino acids)
Biological process (GO): G protein-coupled receptor signaling pathway
Cellular component (GO): membrane
Molecular function (GO): G protein-coupled receptor activity
Source: RefSeq, a predicted model, not a curated record